Messenger RNA from Fulvia fulva, 1464 nucleotides. RefSeq names its product Putative phosphatidate cytidylyltransferase. The transcript is spliced from 4 exons. NCBI's taxonomy places the organism in Eukaryota, Fungi, Ascomycota, Dothideomycetes, Mycosphaerellales, Mycosphaerellaceae. Bases 1 to 1464 code for a protein of 487 amino acids. Gene Ontology annotation, cellular component: endoplasmic reticulum membrane. The record is from RefSeq and is a predicted model, not a curated record. Gene Ontology annotation, molecular function: phosphatidate cytidylyltransferase activity.
AUGACGAAGCCUAAGAAGGACGUCAAGUUCAACCAUCGCGAGCGAAGAUUGAGCAAGAGCAGCAUGUCCGACUUCAACUACGAAUCGCCGAAUGAUGAGCGAAGCCCGAGCAGACACAAAGGAGCGAAGAGUCCCACGAGGAAUGGCGCACUCAGCAAACAGAUCAGCAACGACCGGCCGUUAGUCGAUAGAACCGACACCACGCAGAGCGGCUGGGCAACAGAAAAUGAGGACGAGAAGCCAAAAGCGCCGGAGCUCACUGAAGGCCAGAAGAAGUUCCAAACUUUCGUGACCCGAUCGAUAUGGACCUUCGUCAUGAUAGGCGUCUUCUUCGCGUCCAUGUUCGCCGGCCACAUCUACAUCAUCAUUCUGGCUACCGCAGUACAGAUCAUAUCGUUCAAGGAAGUUAUCUCGAUCCAAAACGUUCCCAGCAGAGCAAGGUCGCUACGCUUCACCAAGACGCUCAACUGGUACUUUCUUGGCACGACCAUGUACUUCCUGUACGGAGAGAGUGUGAUAUACUACUUCAAGCAUAUCGUGCUCAUUGACCGCGUGCUGCUGCCAUUUGCAACGCACCACAGAUUCAUCAGCUUCAUGCUUUACAUCAUUGGCUUCGUCUUCUUUGUCGGCUCCCUACAGAAGGGACACUACAAGUUCCAGUUCACACAGUUCGCAUGGACACACAUGGCGCUGUACCUGAUUGUGGUGCAGGCUCAUUUCAUUAUGAACAACAUCUUCGAGGGCAUGAUCUGGUUCUUCCUGCCCAUCAGCUUGGUCAUCAUCAACGACAUCUUCGCAUACAUUUGUGGUAUCACAUUUGGCAGGACACAACUGAUCAAGAUCUCCCCGAAAAAGACUGUCGAAGGCUUCGUUGGUGCCUGGAUCUGCACAAUCAUCCUUGGAUUCUUCUUCGCCAACCUUCUAAUGCGAUCCAAGUACUUCGUCUGCCCGGUCAACGAUCUUGGCGCGAACAUCUUCACUGGCCUCGAGUGUGAAGUCAACCCAGUCUUCAUCGCAAAGACAUACCACAUUCCCUUCAUCCCACACACCUGGGACUUCCUGCCAACGACCAUCACAGUGGCACCUAUGCAGUUCCACAUCAUGGCGUUCGCAACAUUCGCCUCACUCAUCGCCCCCUUCGGAGGUUUCUUCGCAUCUGGCUUGAAGCGUACCUUCAACAUCAAGGACUUUGGCGACUCAAUUCCCGGACACGGCGGCAUGACCGACCGCAUGGACUGUCAAUUCGUCAUGGGCUUCUUUGCCUACAUGUACUACCAGUCCUUCAUCGCCCUGCACAAAGCUAGUGUUGGUAGCGUUAUUGAGACCGCAAUCACAGGCUUGAGCCCAGAGGAGCAGAUUGCUGUCGUGAAAGGACUUGCGCAGCACCUGUACAACCAAGGUGCAGUUAGCCACAAAGUGGUGGAAUACCUUGGCCAGAACCUGCAGGUUGCGCUCAAGCGAUGA